GGGAAUUGGAGAGCAAGCGAUUCUAGCGCUUUUACGUCAUCACCCAUCAAGCUUUUACGCCGCGCCGUGUUGCGUUGGGCGGCACCAACAGUUUCCUUCCGAAACAUAUCCUCCAGUGUGGUAUUAGACAUCUUCUGACGGCAGUACUCGUCCGUCCUGCAACAGCUUCAGGUUCGUCAGCUCCCGUGCAUUCCAUUUGCCAACAACCCGCAGGGGUCCGCCCGUCCUAACGCCCAGCUGCCGAAGCCAGGCUGCUGCGCCGUUUCCCAGCUCCCCCAUUCGAGCUGAACCGAAAGAUUUUCGAUCCAUUCUGCUUGCAACCCCCCCUCAGGACGGCAUGUCGGGCGCGUACGGCGGCGAGGCUACCAGCUACAACAACCCGCAGUAUCGUCUCCCUCCUCCUCCGAAUUCUUACCAGAUGCAGCCGCCGCAGAAUGGAUACUACAACAACAAUGCGCCCCAGCAGCCCAAUGGCCACAAUGGUGGUGGCCAGUACGCCCCACCAGCAAACCCGCCUCCCCAAAACCAGGCCGAACCCAAGUUCAACGACAACUACGGCGCAGGGGGGCCGCCCCCGACUUUUGAUGAGGUCUUCCAGGUGCAGAAGCCGAAAUGGAACGAUCUCUGGGCUGGCAUCCUGUUCCUCAUCACCUGUGCCGGGUUUGUGGCUAUUUCGGCCAUAUCGAUUCAGGGCUACGCGGCCACACGGCGAGAGAACGGGGGCGGUCUCAACGGCCAGGCCAACAACUUCGGACUGACUACGCACACCAUCUACCUGUUUCUAUGGGUGCUAAUAACAGCAAUCACGCUCAGCCACGGCUACAUCUGGCUUGCCCGCAUGUUUACCAAGCAAUUCAUCUGGAUCACGGGCAUUCUGAACAUUGUGUUCGGCCUCGCCACUGCCAUCUAUAUGCUGACGCAGAAGUACUACUCGGGCGGCAUUGUCUUCAUCAUAUUCUCCGUCUUCAUGAUUUUUGCUUUCAUAUCCUGGAUUCCAAGGAUCCCCUUCAGUGCCCUGAUGCUCAAAACCGCCAUUGACGUCUCCAAGAACUACGGCCAUGUCUACGCCGUCAGCGCAAUUGGAGGGUUCUUGGGGACGGCGUUUGCGGCGUGGUACUCGGUUACUCUGGUUGCCGUCUAUGUCAAGUACGAGCCAAGCACGAACAACCCUUCCUGUAACCAAGGUGCUGGCGGUUGUGGCAGUGGCAAGGUCAUAGGUCUGAUUGUCUUCAUCACAUUUGCCUCAUACUGGAUAUCGGAGUGGCUCAAAAACACGAUUCACACAACCAUCUCCGGCGUGUAUGGCUCUUGGUACUUCAAUUCUCGCAACCUCCCGACCAAGGUUACACGUGGUGCGCUUAGACGGUCUCUCACCUACAGCUUUGGCAGCAUCAGUCUCGGCAGCUUGGUUGUUGCCAUCAUCAACAUGCUGCGUCAAGUGUGCUCCAUUGCUCAGCAACAGUCGGCCGCAGACGGGAACAUCGUCAGCACAAUCCUCUGGUGUAUCCUCGGUUGCCUCAUCGGUCUCCUCGACUGGGCGGUGCAGUUCAUCAAUCGCUAUGCCUUCUCCCACAUUGCUCUGUACGGAAAGGCAUAUAUUCCCGCCGCCAAGGAUACCUGGAAAAUGAUCAAGGACCGGGGCAUUGACGCUUUGAUCAACGAAUGCCUCAUUGGCCCUGUCUUGAGCAUGGGCGCCACCUUUGUCGGCUAUGCUUGUGCUUUGCUGUCCUAUGUCUACAUGGUGUUCACACACCCAGCCUACAACUCAGGUGGCGGCUUUACUCCUGUUGUUGUGGCUUUCUCCUUCCUUAUUGGGCUGCAGAUCUGCAACAUCUUCACGACUCCGUUGAGCAGCGGCAUCGACACGAUUUUCGUUGCGUCAGCCUGGGAUCCUGAUGUCCUCAUGCGAGACCACCCCGACCUGUACAACCAAAUGGUCCAGGUCUACCCCCAUGUGCAGCAGGCUAUCCAUGCUUGAUUACCUAGACCUCAUAGACCGUUGAAGGGUAUGGAGCUUAAUUGGUUGUAAUUGGGGUUCUUUUCUGCAUGAGAAUGCACGCCGCUCUCGUCACCACUUGGGUAAUAACCCAGAAGUAGUCUAGUAAUGAAUUAUUGCAAUAAUCGCACCAAAUAAUAAAUGAUCAAGGCCGCGAUCGAGUAACUCUAGAUCGCCGACAUGUGUCUUUGUAUGAUAAUCUAACAGUGUCAGUCGGUAGGAAACUAGGUGUCGCUGAUACUCCCUCUUUUGAUCUGACAGAGACGUAGAGAUAUUCUUCGUUCCUUCGGUAUCACUCUAUCGGUGCCGUUCGAUUGUUCGACUUUUGUUGUACCGCGGCAAGUGUUUAACUGUUUUAUUUUAGUUAUACGUGGUGAUUAAGCCAUUUCAUUUUGGUGAUAGCUAACUAUAGAAGUCGCUACUUGAGUACACGAAAU
This is a messenger RNA of Lasiosphaeria miniovina, 2433 nucleotides long. RefSeq names its product plasma-membrane choline transporter-domain-containing protein. The record is from RefSeq and is a predicted model, not a curated record. Gene Ontology annotation, cellular component: plasma membrane. Gene Ontology annotation, molecular function: transmembrane transporter activity. NCBI's taxonomy places the organism in Eukaryota, Fungi, Ascomycota, Sordariomycetes, Sordariales, Lasiosphaeriaceae. Gene Ontology annotation, biological process: transmembrane transport. The transcript has 3 exons. Bases 338 to 1978 code for a protein of 546 amino acids.